This is a messenger RNA of Zasmidium cellare ATCC 36951, 900 nucleotides long. RefSeq lists its product as uncharacterized. The record is from RefSeq and is a predicted model, not a curated record. The coding region runs from base 1 to 900 and encodes 299 amino acids. The transcript has 3 exons. Gene Ontology annotation, cellular component: extracellular region. Lineage: Eukaryota; Fungi; Ascomycota; Dothideomycetes; Mycosphaerellales; Mycosphaerellaceae.
AUGCGCACCGCCUUGACCAUUGCGGCCUUCGCCGCUGGCGCUUUCGCCGUUCCUUACAAGCGCGAUGUUCUCACCAACUACGACGUCGUCUACGUUACCGACGUCGUCACCGUGACCGCCGGCCAGCUUCCAACCCAGGUUGUGUCCAAGUUCCACUACGGCCACGGCGGCAACUCGCACUCCACGACUGUUAUCGAGCAGGUUUCUACUGAGGCCAAGUCCACCUACCAGGCUCCACCACCAUCCUCCACCCCAGAGCCAUCGACAAGCACCUCCGUCUACGUUGCACCUCAGCCAUCGACGACGGAGGCCCCAUCUUCCACCUACGUUGCGCCCUCGUCUUCUACACCAGCGUACAGCUCGUCCGCCGCCUCGGCAGCCCCAACCUCGUACCAGGACAUCUGUGUCGAGCACCACAACAUCCAUCGCCGAAACCACACUGUCGAUGACAUUGCUUGGUCUGACGAGCUCGCUUCGUCUGCCCAGCAGAUCGCUGAGAGCUGCGUCUACGCUCACAACACUGAUGUCGCUGGCGGUGGCUACGGCCAGAACAUCGCUGCUGGUGUUGAGGCGACCAACAUCUCUGCCAUCAUCACCGACCUGUUCUACAACGGCGAGGAGCCAUACUUCGCCCCCAACUACGGCAAGGAAGACCCUGAUAUGACCGAGUUCGAGAAGUGGGGACACUUCACCCAGAUCGUCUGGAAGGAGACUACGCACGUCGGAUGCUACACUCAGUACUGCCCGAACGGUCUUUCCAACGUCGGCACUGGCGUCUCGCCCUACUUCACCGUCUGCAACUACAAGGGUCCAGGCAACUACGCUGGCGAGUACGCCGCCAACGUUUUGGCACCAAAGCAGGAGGCGACAGCCAACUGGAACACCGGUCUCAGCAAUUAG